Messenger RNA from Saccostrea echinata, 812 nucleotides. RefSeq lists its product as uncharacterized. Bases 47 to 352 code for a protein of 101 amino acids. The transcript has 4 exons. The record is from RefSeq and is a predicted model, not a curated record. NCBI's taxonomy places the organism in Eukaryota, Metazoa, Mollusca, Bivalvia, Ostreida, Ostreidae.
CUUUCUCCGAGGACAAGAAUAACUCACUCUGUGUUACUCGAUACAGAUGGCUGCUUCUGUGGCAGUCAGCCAAACUCAACAGCAGCGGAAUGUUGGUGGUAAGCAAAGAAUGCUGUCCCAUUUGGAGAGCAAUAAGGAGAACCUUCCAUUUGAGAUGCAGUCCACUAAAAUGGAAAAUCAUUUGGAAAGGAUGGAUAUCAGUCCCUUAAACAGAGGGGAGGUCAAAGGCAAACAUCUGUCACAGAGUGACAAAGUCAAAGAGAAAGUAGUACUGAGGGACAGAAUCAAUGCCCAGCAGUACAGCAAAGGAGGAAACCAGAAGGUCAAGGCCACAUCAGGAGAGGCGGACUGAAUAAAAUCAGGAUCAGGCAUAAAGGUGUAUGCUGAAUAAAAACCUGUUGAGAAAAACACUAACUCAACUGACGAUCUUCCCAGUCCUUUCUCAUAGGACAAAGUUCACAAGUGUUUCUUGAGAAAUAUCAAUGGAUAAGAGAGUGCAUAGACAAGUGACCUUAUAGAAAAUAUGGAUGCUUGUAGGACUGGCGUAUAUCCUUUUCGUUCAAAAAAAGCAUUUUCUCUCUUUUUUACGACACAUUUAACUCAACAUCAGACGGAGAGAAAAACACUGUACACAUCUACAUACAGUAUGUAUUUGGAAAGCAUUCAUUCAGGCUUAUUUCUGCUGUGCGGACCCUGCUAAGUUUAGUUUUCCUGAGUUGGACAAUAUUGGUUCUUGUAUCGUUUUAACUGUGGGGAAUGUUCAUGAAUUUGAUGUGUUAUAUUUCAAUAAACAUUGUUUUUAACUCUUUAAA